Plutella xylostella (diamondback moth) is the source of this 1137-nucleotide messenger RNA. RefSeq lists its product as uncharacterized. Lineage: Eukaryota; Metazoa; Arthropoda; Insecta; Lepidoptera; Plutellidae. Gene Ontology annotation, molecular function: nucleic acid binding; zinc ion binding. The record is from RefSeq and is a predicted model, not a curated record.
AUAAAUUAAGUGUUUUAGUGUUAUUAUUAACGUUAAAAUCAGUGCGUGUACACGUAUCACUAAAAUAAAUCAUGUCCGUGGGAAAAAUCGGCGAGUUUAAUGUAUCAGUGGGAAAUUGGACCUUAUACGUAGAACGCCUAGAAAUGUUUUACAAAGUAAAUGAGGUCAAAGACGAAAUGUGGUUACCUACAUUAAUUGCAGUCAUCGGGGACGAAGCUUACGAAUUACUCAGCAAUUUGGUGAGCCCUAAGAAGCCGGCAACAAUGAGCUAUAAUGAGGUAGUGAGCAUCUUUCAAAACCACCUGCAACCGAAACCCUCAGAGAUGGCCGAACGCUAUCGGUUCCGACAGCGGAGACAGCAAUUAGAAGAAACGGUAGCCCAGUAUAUGACGGAGUUGAAAAAACUGUCAAAAUAUUGUGAGUUUGGUGCGAAUUUAGAAGAUAACCUCCGUGACCAAUUCGUGUGCGGUUUACGGAGUGACGUUAUUAGGCAGAGACUGUUCGCGGAGGAAAAACUGACCUACACAACGGCUAUCAAAUUGUCAAUCAGCCUGGAGGCGGCGGAACGGGAUGCGGCAGCAGUGGAGCACGUGGAGCAGCGUAGCGACGGCGGCGGCGGCGGCAGGGCGGCGGCGGGGGCGCCCGUGCUGUCCCUAGCCCCCGCGGGGGCGCGCGCCUCACACGGUCGCGGGCGCACCGCGCCGACCUCGGGAUCGGCUACUGGACAACGGCCGGGAACACAGGCGCCAUGCACAGCAUGCGGGGCGAAUACACACAGCUGGGCUCGCUGCAGAUUCAAGAAUUUUAUCUGCAGCAAAUGUAAACAGCGGGGACAUCUUCGCCGGCAGUGUCCCAACCCAGGGGCAGGCCCGUAUCGCCGCGACGGCAGGGGCAUCCACCACGUGGACACGCGCCUAGACCAGGCGGCGCCGCCGCGGGACGAGGAGGCGGAGGACAGCUUGUCCGAGCUGGAGGAGGACCUUCACCAACUUAGCUUGAACGGCUACAGACCGGUAUAAAGGGCUAUUCAGCGGUGGACUGGGAAGGUACAGCAGGGGUAAGGCGCGGCUCCGUGUCCGCGAGGGCAGCGUGCCCGUGUUCUGCCGCGCGCGCCCUCUGCCGUACGCCCUGCGCGAG